GCCUGUCGCCGCGGCGACGCGGGCGUGGGAGGACCCGGAUGUGCCUCGCUCCCAACAUGGCGGCGGCGGCGGCCGACACUUUUCCCGGAGGACCCGGAACGCGGAGCUGAGGCAGGAAAGUUUUCCCUUCGUGGAAGCCGCGCGUCCCGGGCCAUGUUCUCCAAGAAGAAGAAGCGCGUGGAGAUCUCGGCUCCGUCCAACUUCGAGCACCGGGUGCACACGGGCUACGACCCCUCGGAGCAGCGCUUCACGGGGCUGCCCCGCCAGUGGCAGGGGCUGCUCGAGGAGUCCGCCCGGCGCCCCAAGCCCCUCGUGGACCCCGCCUGCAUCACCGCCAUCCGCGGGGCGCACAAGGCCGAGCACCGCCCGGGACGCCCGCAGGAGGUGACCCCCAACGGGCCGGUCCCCGCCGCCGCUCCCGGCGCCUCCCACGCCCCCGGCCCCGCACGCCCCAAAGCCCCGGAGCCGCCUCCCCCCGCCCCGGAGCCCCCGGCCCCGCGCGCCCCCGGCCCCGCGCCCGCCCCCGCGGCGGCGCCCCAGCGCGUGUCCCACGAGCAGUUCCGGGCGGCGCUGCAGAUGGUGGUGGACCCCGGCGACCCCCGCACGUACCUGGACAACUUCAUCAAGAUCGGCGAGGGCUCCACGGGCGUCGUCUGCAUCGCCACCGUGCGCGGCUCCGGCAAGCUCGUGGCCGUCAAGAAGAUGGACCUGCGCAAGCAGCAGCGGCGGGAGCUGCUCUUCAACGAGGUGGUGAUCAUGCGGGACCACCAGCACGAGAACGUGGUGGAGAUGUACAACAGCUACCUGGUGGGCGACGAGCUCUGGGUGGUGAUGGAGUUCCUGGAGGGCGGCGCGCUGACCGACAUCGUCACCCACACCAGGAUGUCGGAGGAGCAGAUCGCCGCCGUGUGCCGCUCGGUGCUGCGCGCGCUCGCCGUGCUCCACGCCCAGGGCGUCAUCCACCGCGACAUCAAGAGCGACUCCAUCCUCCUCACGCACGACGGGCGGGUGAAACUCUCGGAUUUCGGCUUCUGCGCCCAAGUGAACAAGGAGGUGCCGCGGCGCCGGUCCCUGGUGGGGACCCCGUACUGGAUGGCCCCCGAGCUCAUCUCCCGCCUGCCCUACGGCCCAGAGGUGGACAUCUGGUCUCUGGGAGUGAUGGUCAUCGAGAUGGUGGACGGGGAGCCCCCUUAUUUCAACGAGCCCCCCCUCAAAGCCAUGAAGCUGAUCCGGGACAACCUUCCCCCCCGGCUCAAGAACGGCCACAAGGUGUCCCCGUCGCUGAAGGGGUUCCUGGAGCGGAUGCUGGUGCGGGACCCGGCGCAGCGGGCGAGCGCCCCGGAGCUGCUCCGCCACCCGUUCCUGGGGGUCGCGGGCCCCCCCGCCUGCAUCGUGCCCCUCAUGCGCCAGCACCGGCUGCGGUGAGACCCCCCCUCUCUGGGGGACACCCCCCGGCCCCCUCCUGCUCCUCCUCCUCAGCAGCACCCCCAAACUGGAGCGGGACUGGGACGUUCCUGGGCCCCCCAACCUGUACUACUGAGCUGGGGACCCCCCAGCAGAGAUUCUGGAGGGGAGGGUGCGGCCGUCGUCCCAGAGAUUUGGGGCUCAUCCUGGUCCCUCCUUUGGGACACAUUUUGGGGCAUUUCCCCCUUUUUUGUUUUGUUUUUUAAGCCCCCUCUUUUCUACCCCCCUUGGGCACUGGGGUAUGGCCCCCCCUGCAUCUCCAUGAGAGGGGGGGGUCCCCAAAACUACAGCCCCCCCGUCUUCACACCACACUACUGAUUGGGAGUGUGUCCCCCCCGGGCCCUCCUCGCCUGUUUUUGUUGAUUUUGGGGUUUUUUUGCUGGUUCCUUCCCCCCGGAACUCCCCCUGGCCCCACGGAUUUUGUUUUUUAACGAAGUUCUAUUUAUAUGGUCGCGUUUUGUACCGCGCGGGACGGGGGGCCCCGGGGGGACUCGGGGCCCCCCCAGAUUACACGUGUCCUUUUGGA
Molecule: messenger RNA, 1990 nt
Organism: Catharus ustulatus (Swainson's thrush)
Lineage: Eukaryota; Metazoa; Chordata; Aves; Passeriformes; Turdidae
Gene: PAK4
Product: p21 (RAC1) activated kinase 4
Exons: 9
Coding region: 154-1425 (423 amino acids)
Biological process (GO): protein phosphorylation; regulation of MAPK cascade; intracellular signal transduction
Cellular component (GO): cytoplasm
Molecular function (GO): protein serine/threonine kinase activity; ATP binding
Source: RefSeq, a predicted model, not a curated record